Messenger RNA from Hemicordylus capensis (graceful crag lizard), 2288 nucleotides. Its product is annotated as zinc finger and SCAN domain-containing protein 31-like. Bases 445 to 1977 code for a protein of 510 amino acids. The record is from RefSeq and is a predicted model, not a curated record. Gene Ontology annotation, molecular function: RNA polymerase II cis-regulatory region sequence-specific DNA binding; DNA-binding transcription factor activity, RNA polymerase II-specific. Gene Ontology annotation, biological process: regulation of transcription by RNA polymerase II. The transcript is spliced from 4 exons. NCBI's taxonomy places the organism in Eukaryota, Metazoa, Chordata, Lepidosauria, Squamata, Cordylidae.
GGUAGAUAGAUCUUAUUUGGACGCACCGUUGCUUGAAUUUAGUUAACACCAUUAUCUGAAAGGGCUCUGAAUAUUAGGUCUUAUUGACAUUAUUUAUCUAAUUACCUGAUGCGGGGGAAAGAGGAUUGAUUUUUGUUUUAAAUGGUAGUCUCCCGUGAUGGAAGAAAGUGAAACUCCCAAAAGGUAAAGAUAGCCGGUGAAAAUGACCGAGAAUCCACCCAGUUCCGAAGCUCAGAUGCCGCUCAGAUGUCUUCAUACCCUACAUUUCCUGUUACCUCCCAGAACUCUGGCACUUCGGGGACCCACAGCAAUCUGCUACGAGAGCCCUGUGGGAUUAAACUGUUCUACCAAACAGGCACUGAGGUAGGAGGUGUCCGACCCCCCCCCCCCGAAAUUGCCAGGAGAGACCCGAGCCCUCGGCCUGAGAUGGGAUAAGGCCACUCCAUGGCCUCCAAGAAAGUAGGAACCAAACAAGGCAUCGCGGCAUCAGCCUUGCAGCUCCACUUCCAGGCUGCCCGGGAGCAAGGCCUGAAAAUGGAGGAGAAGGCCCCAGCCUGCACUGGACCAGCGGAGGGCGUGAGAAAAGGUCCUCGUGUCAGCCAGGCCAGCGGGACCAAGGACUUUCUGCUGCGGAUGACACCGCAGCAAAUUAAACAGGAACCAGACGAGGGGCUGGCCCAGCGGUGGGAGACCCAGUGGCAGGAGUUUCUGAAGGUUGUGCAGUCCCCUCACGCCGGGUGGGGGCACCCGCAGCUGCCGGAACUCAUGGCUUUUAAUGACCCCAAGGGUUUCCAGGCCUGUGGGGCUGCCCAGCAAGCGUUCAGCAGGGGGAGUGGUUGGAAAGUGAAAGAAGAGGUCCUGGGAGAGGACGCGCUCAGUGCGGAGACGCAGCGCCAGCGCUUCAGGCACUUCUGCUAUCAGGAGGCCGAGGGACCCCGAGAGGUCUGUGGCCAGCUCCGGGAGCUCUGCCAUCAGUGGCUGAAGCCAGAGAGACAUACCAAAGAGCAGAUCCUUGAAACGCUGAUCUUGGAACAGUUCUUAAGCAUCCUGCCCCCAGGGAUCCAGGGCUGUGUCCGGGAACGUGGCCCGGAGACUUGCGCUCAGGCAGUGGCCCUGGCGGAGGGUUUUCUCCUGAGGCAACAGGAGGCUGAGAGACCACGACAGCUGGUGCUAGAUUCCUUUGAAGAAGUGACGGUGAAUUUUCCAAGGGUGCAACAGGUCUGCCUGGGUGCUUCUCGGAAGCAAGGAGGUGGUAGACUGUCAAAUGAACAUGAGAGGCAGCAGGAGUACCCCGAGCGAGAGGCUCCAUCCGAGACCUCGCUACAAAAGCCCCGUGAGAAUCUCUUCCAGCGUCCUGAUCUGGGCAAAGCCUCCGAGAACCAGCAAAGGCCCGAGAGGCAUCAGGGAAUCCACCUAGCCAAGAGAGGACCGGAGUCUGUCGCUUGCCGGGUGGGCUACAAAGACCUCAGCGAGAUCAUCUUCCAAGAGAGGAUGCAGGAGAACCAGCGGCAGAAGAGGUGCGUCGUCCUCCGCCGGAGAAUCCACACCGAGGAGAGGUUGUACAAGUGCCAGGACUGCCGCAAAAGCUUCGACCACCGCUCCCACUUCAUCCGCCACAAGAAGAUCCACACGGGGGAGAAGCCCUUCCAGUGCACGGACUGCGGGAAGAGUUUCAACCGCAACUCCAACCUCACCACGCACAUGAGGACACACACGGGCGAGAAGCCCUACAAGUGCUCGGACUGUGGGAAGAGCUUCCGCUGGAGCUCGGAUUUCAUCGUCCACGAGAGGACCCACACCGGAGAAAAGCCGUACAGUUGCUCGGACUGCGGGAAGGCCUUCCGGCGCAGCUCCAACCUGACCGCCCACGAACGAACCCACCGCGGAGAGAAGCCCUAUAAGUGCUUGGAUUGCGGGAAGAGCUUCACCCGGGGCUUGUAUUUGAUUGCGCACAAGAAAACUCACACCGGAGAGUGAGCGUCAUGGGGCUUGCCUUCUGGCGGAGUGGGGGGAUAUUUCAUGGCACUUACAAGCGGUUUGUUUUGUUUUCAGGGGUCUGUUGUGCAUCUGACACCCCCGGGCCAAGCUGGACCCACAAUGGUGUCCUGUCUAUCUUAGAAGCAACAGCGGGAAAGGGCUGUUCCGUACCUGCCCCACUCGUGGUCUUCUCGGAGGCCUCGGAUUGGCCACUUCAUGAAGCAGGAUACUGGUUUAGAUCAGGCGUGGCCCAUGAACCCACCUCUGGGGGGGUGGGGCGUCUUCUUUCUGUGUAAACGGAGCCAGUGCUC